Messenger RNA from Entrophospora sp. SA101, 222 nucleotides. NCBI's taxonomy places the organism in Eukaryota, Fungi, Glomeromycota, Glomeromycetes, Entrophosporales, Entrophosporaceae. The record is from the annotation of a GenBank genome assembly.
AUGUCAUUUUUUUUUCGCUCACCAACAGAAUUUUUAAAUAAUGUUAUUGGAAGACCAGUUAUUGUUAAAUUGAAUUCAGGUGUUGACUAUAAAGGUAUACUUUCAUGUCUUGAUGGUUAUAUGAAUAUUGCACUUGAACAAACUGAAGAAUGGGUAAAUGGUCAAUUCAAAAAUAAAUAUGGAGACGCUUUUAUUCGUGGUAAUAAUGAUAAAAACAGAUGA